GCCGUCAGCCGGGUGAUGGACAGGGGGAACUACGCGUACCAUUCGGAGCUACAGUGCCCGAUGGACGUGCCGUAACUGUCUGUACACCCGGAAGUGCGACUACACUCUCCCCGUGAGGGCGGCCGGAAACAGGUCCUUCGGCAAGGUCAUGUCUCUGCCGAAGGCUCCUGGCGAAUGGUAGUCGGGCGAAGAGAAGACAACUCUGGAAGAUUACCCCAAUCCAAGACGGAACAGACAGCGUCGAGGGAUGUGUGGCCGAGGGGGAACUCGGUCUCUAGCUGGCGGACUCUGCGCACCUGUCCACCCGCAGUUUCAACUCGGACUUCUUGCGGCACCUCGGGCUCUGCCGUGGGCGACCUCCUUUCCCGUGCACUCGUGGGAACCAAAUGAAUAGUUUAGAAGUAAAUGAGUCUGAUGCUGCUCCAGAAGCAUCACCCAACCGAAAUCCUUCAGUGGAUUCGGGUCCUGGCUUUGUCAGGCUGAAAACCAGGCAAAAGAAGCUGCUGCGAAAGGCUCUUCAUGGAGGGCUGACCAGAGAAAAGGCUCUGGAGGUGGUGCAAGCUCUUCCCAUAGUCAAGGGACUCCUACCCGAUCCUUAUGAAAACCAAACCGCCAAUCCGUACCCCUCGGGUUUAGUUGAGUGCGUGAGAAUCGGCUUAGCUGCGGAGUCUGCUGGGACUUCCCUGACCAGCGAGCAAAUGACCAUGAUCAAGGAGGCCAUUAUCGACGUCACCGUGGAGAAAUCUGGCAGUCAGAAGCCCCAGUUCGAGGGAUGUGUGGCUCGAAGAGGAUGGCUCCUUGUGACUUGUUCCAACUCCUCCACCUCAGAAUGGUUCAAACAAAAUUUUUGCCACAUCCAGUCGAAAGUAACCACUAAGCUGAAGCUAAUGGAUGAGUCUGAACUGCCAAGGAGGAAUGUCGUUCUCGGAUAUUUUCCAGAUAGUCUAACCACCAGCAGCCAGAAGGUCUUGGAAAUCAUUCAGGCCCAGAACCCAGUCUCAACGGCGGAAUGGAGGGUUAUGAACAGGUUGACCCACGGUGAGCUACUGCAUCUUUCCAUGGCAGUUGACAAUGAAUCGCACAAGAAACUGAUCGAACUGAAUGGAACGAUAUCCUUUCGAUUCGGGCGUGUAAAACUUUGUUUGAAAAACUCCCUCGAUAGGAAAUCCGUACUAAAUGGUAGAAAAGAAACGUCACCAAAUAGAAAAUCCCUGGACAAGGCUGCUGUAAGUCGGGAAAUUGUGCCUGCUCCGCAGGAACCAGUGAUCACAAAUGAUAGUCCGUGGAACCAAUCCCAUAAUCCUUGGCUCAGUCAUAGUAAUCCUAUGAUGCAGUGGAAUCAACAACAGAUGCUCAGGUAUGAUCCUUAUAGUCCAAGGGAACUUCCGCCGAACUUUUUGCAUGCCAGCUAUUCGGGAUUGGGCUAUGGGAAUGAAGGAGACAGGAGGCUGAGACCACGAACUUGGCCAGGAAACUGCUGAUGAGAAAAGGGUUCCAAUACCAGAGGAAGUAAGUUGCUACUGUAGGUGUAGCCUAGCAUACUAGAUUUAAAAUGCUAACAUGCUUUUCUUGUUGCAAAAGAUGGCAUGAUUUUCAGACUAACAAGGAAUAUUUUCAGGAUAUAUCAAUUGACGAAACAUCAAACUUAAGGAAUUACAGCGACUUGUCCUUCAUUUUCAGCACCUUAUCUUGAGGUAUUUAGAGUUUUUGAUAAGUAGACAUUUAUACAGGACUCGCCCAACUGCAAAGAUAACUCUUUUUAACCCAUAACACCAGAUCUCACAAUGAUUCUGCUUACAGCAUUCGAAACAAUAUGAUACAGUAACACUGGUUACACUUAAAGAACCUGGCUUAGAUGAUACUAAAAACACAAUGAUACCGUAACACUGGUUACACUUAAAGGAUUUCGAUGACCUUCCUUCAAGUUCAAACGGGCUUCACGAAAGGGAUCUCAAAACUCAGAAUUCUGAAUUCCUUUAUUCUUUGGCAAAACAUGUGGUUUUGAAACCAAUGCAUCAUAUUUCAUUAGGGUUUCUAUUGAAGGAACGACAUUCUUUACAAUCAAUAUCUCUCUUCAGAGUUUCGCAUAUCAUUACAUCUUCCGAAAAUGUGCAUUUUAUCAGUAAAAUGUGCUUUCAGCUUUCAAAAGAAGUCCUUUGCGAACCAUAACUUCAUCUCGAGCGUUGAAGUAUUAGCUUUUCCGCGCACGCUCCUCUCGCUAAUUAAAUCUAAUGCAACCUGUAAUAAAUUCGCUUGUCGCGCUUUUCCGGUCGUGCGAAUCAACCCUUUUUCGCGCGUUGUGUGUAUGCAAAUUCUGGCGGCAAAUUGCCCUGGCGCCAUUGAGCCUUAUCAUCUAUGGCAUCCUGAGUCCUGUAGCCUGAGUGCCGUACCUGCCGGAGUCACCCUCGUAGAUCCUCGGAUUCCCUCGCGAUUUGGCGUACAAAGUAAUUUUCUGGCAGCCACGCGAUUCAAUUUUCGGCAAAAUAUUCGGCAUAAUAGUAAAGUUUUAUGCGAAUUCCGCUGGCAGAACAUCCGUUUCCGGCUGAAAAAAAAAGAGAAAGGGUUUCGGUCACAUUGAACUCCACCCCUCACUUCAGAUUGACAAUCAGCAUGCGGUCUCAUAUCCGCUGGAUGGCAAACAAAACCGGGGAAAACUUUCACUUAGGCGAAUAUUGCGAAACUAUUGGGCUGCACAACCCGUUGACACAAAUCGCACUAAAUCAAAAAUUAUGCUUUGCACAAAUAAAGCGAAAGGACGCCGGCGAGGACGAGGUUGCCACGCAGGAAAUCGCUACACCCUGUGGCCAUAAAUCUCAUCUAGUCAAAUAUUGAAUUACGCCGGAUGAAGAGGCAGGGGAUGCGAAGGGCAGGGAAAGGGUUCUCCGGCGAUUCGCAGAUCCACUUUAGUGGGUCAGAAGGAUGUGGCACAUCCCUGCAGAUUCGCUAUAUUCUCAUUCCCUAUAUAUGGUGUGUGACAUUUUUCCGGCACAUCGCUUUGUCCUGUUUAUUUAAUAAAAAUUGAAGUUAUGAGUGCUCAAGGGUCGUUUAUGCGUCGAUAAUGAAUAGUUAUGGCUGUUUGAAGGGUUCAGAUUCAUAAUGCUUUGUUUGGGUCGCUUAUGAUGCAAUUUAUUCAUGUUUAUGUAGUUAUUGGGUGUUGGGGUGACAAUGGGUUAAGGGAUUUUCCUUCUUUAUAUUCCGAUUUAUUGAUAAAAAACCAAUAAAAACACGCCCGUUGCCAACAAAACAACAACACAGACAUAGGUGAGUGAAACGUACAUUUUCAAAACUACAUGUUUAAUCAAUUUCAGGUGGUUUCAAAAAUACAAACACCUACAGAAAUACUGCAAUACUGCGAUACAUUUUCAGUUUGCCUGCUUACCCUAAAAACUCUCAAUAAAACAUGAAUAUACAACCAACCAAACAAAUGUUUUAAUUUCUUAUUGUUUUCGCUCAGCUAAAUUGUAUAUUUUCUUCGACAUCAAUACAGAUAAAAUACGACUCAAAGUAAAUAAUAGCAACGCCGAUUCAGCUGUUUUGGGUUUUUUUAGAGCUCCCGGGGGUUCACCUUUCGAUUCAACGACAAGCUCUUCUUCGGUAAAAACCAAGCUGAUAAGGGAGAUUAUGAUGUCAUUAGCAGUUGAAUCGGAAAUAUUUAAUCAAGAGGCAUCCCCGCCACAGCUUCAGUGUUAAUUCAACGCUCAGCUCAGAAACAAAAUCGCCGGAUUAUAUUACUAUCACAAUGAUAUACUUUAAAUUCUGCUGGCUUCUAGUCGCCGUUCUACUCUUCAUUUCCUCGCAAAAUGUCUGCGCAGCUCCAAAACGAAGAGGAAAACCGAAAAUUAAGUUUCCUAAAAUCAACAUAAAUAUCCAUCAUAACAAUAUUAAGAUCGGCUAAAAUUUGGAUUUGUGUAAUUGCAUCUUAGCGUAUUUGUUGUUGAAUAAAAUUACAUUAUCGUAGUUAUAUGUUUCGCCAUUGUAUGGUUGCAUUAAAAAAUAACCUAUUAAACUUACUUAAAACAUAUUUAUACAUACCACUAUACACAUUUUGGUUGUUAUAAGAACGAUUUGAGACCUAUGUAGAUUUUUUGUUAUUCUAUGUUAAAAAUAAAAACAAUUUACAAUAUGUCUCGCUUCC
Molecule: messenger RNA, 4135 nt
Organism: Drosophila melanogaster (fruit fly)
Lineage: Eukaryota; Metazoa; Arthropoda; Insecta; Diptera; Drosophilidae
Exons: 2
Coding region: 387-1481 (364 amino acids)
Source: RefSeq, marked reviewed